CAUUUGUACAGCAUCUAAGAUGUGCAAUAUAUAAUAAUAAAAUAUUAAUGAUGUAUUGAUUACAUUAAUGACGGCUUCACCUAAUUUGCAUAAUUGGCCAUGUGCAUGUCAUUGUCAUGGUCGGGAGAGAAAAACACCUAAAUAUAAUACGACAAAUGAACUUUCUCCUGUCGAGUCUUUUUUAAAUAUCACAAUAAAUUCUGUGACUUAUUUUAGACAAAGACAAUUUUAGAUAUACAUCCCGCCCUGGGAUGAUGAUAUUAUAUUAUUAUUAUUAUUAUUCUGAUUACGUCAUCACAGUAGCUUGUGAAACACGAUAACUCGACGUUCUACCUGUGACGUCACGCGCACACGACAUGGAACAGAACCACGUGGGAACGAGUCUGAAGGGUCCGUCCCCGCAGCAGCGGGAGCUUUAUUGUGAAGGUCGCUACCGGAAGCAGUCAGCCCGAGUGAGACGUGUUGUCUGAGCUGCUCGGUUGGUCCCGGACAGACGGAACCAUCAUGUCCCCGCUGCUGCUGCUCGGCCUCGGGCUGCUGCUGCUGCUCGGCCUCGGGCUGCUGCUGCGCCGCAGGAACAGAAGAGACGGUGAACCUCCUCUGAUCACAGGCUGGAUCCCCGUCGUUGGAAAGGCUCUGGAGUUCGGAAGAAAUUCAUAUAAAUUUCUUGAAGAACAUAAGAAGAAGUUUGGAGACAUCUUUACAGUGCAGAUUGCAGGUAAGUACAUGACCUUCAUCAUGAAUCCUUUAAUGUAUCCGAACAUCAUCAAACAUGGACGACAACUGGACUUCCACGAGUUUGCCAAAAAGAUUGGUCCCAUUGCCUUCGGCUACCAGUCCGGCGUUUACAAAACGUUCCCCGGCCUGCAUGAGAAGAUCCAACGCGCCUUCCUGCUCCUCCAAGGAGACAAUCUUCCGUCCCUGACAGAGAGCAUGAUGGGAAACCUCCUGCUGGUGUUUCGUCAGGACCACCUAGGCGAGAGGCCGGGGGAGGAGGGUCCCUGGAGGAGCAGCAGUUUAUAUAAGUUUUGUAACUCAGUCCUAUUCGAAGCCACCUUCCUCACCAUGUACGGCAGGCCGCCGUCCACCAGCCGCCACAAUAACAUGGAGUUCCUAAGGGAGAACUUCACCACGUACGACAACAUGUUUCCUUUGCUCGCGGCUCAGAUCCCGAUCUGGCUGCUGGGACAGACCAAAGCGGUCCGCGAGAAGCUCAUCAACGUCUUACUGCCGCAGAAGGUGUCCUGUUGGUCCAACACUUCCCAGUUCAUUAAGAGGCGAUCAGAGAUCCUUGAUCAGGUCGACCCACUGACGGAAUUCGACAAAGGAGCUCAUCACUUUGCGAUCCUGUGGGCGUCUGUGGCAAACACGGUUCCCGCCUCCUUCUGGACCCUGUACUAUCUGGUGAGCCACCCGGACGCCCUGGAGCGGGUCCGCAAGGAGAUCAAGGACGUCCUGGUCCACGACAGAGUCGAGUUCAGCAGCGACAGAGACGUGUCGCUCAGCAUCAAGCAGCUGGACAAACUCCUGUAUCUGGAGAGCGCCAUCAAGGAGAGUCUCCGUCUGUCCUCGUCCUCCAUGAACAUCCGCAUGGCAUUGGAGGAUUUCACUCUGCAGCUGAGCAGCGAGUGGUCGGAGGCCAUUAGAAAAGGAGACUUCAUCGUUCUGUACCCUCAGUGUGUGCACAUGGACCCGCAAAUCUACGAGGAUCCUGAGACGUUCCAGUUUGACCGCUUCAUGCAGGACGGCAAAGAGAAGACAGACUUCUACAAAGACGGUCAGAAGCUGAAGUAUUACCUGGUGCCGUUCGGCACCGGCUCCUCCAAGUGUCCCGGACGAUUCUUCGCCAUCAACGAGAUCAAACAGUUCCUUUGUAUGCUGCUGUUGUACUUUGACGUCCAGCUGGAGGAGGGUCAGGUCAGACCAGGUCUGGACUACAGCAGAGCUGGACUGGGAAUCCUGCCACCAACCGACGAUGUCCUCUUCCGCUACAGACUGCGAACGGCUGCACCUGGACCGAAACCGGCUCAGUGAUGCUGCUGUGUGUUAUUGUAUAUGACACUGGUGUUUCCCACUGUGGCGUCUCUACUGUAGACACGACCGAGUCAACUCACAACAUACAAAUUGAAAGGUUUUUGUUAAUUCACCUCAAAAGUGACUUAACUUGAUUCAAGUCUGAAAGUGAAAAAUAGUGCCAGGUUGUGUGCUAGUUGGAAAAGACAAAUCGCUGUGGAGAGUCCGAAAAGAACUCUGGGUUUUUCCUUUACAGAGGGCGGAUCCAAUAAUUAGCUUUGUUGGGUAAAAAGGUUCCUUUAUUAUUGGUGUUGGGACUGGUCAGAGUUUAUAUGUGGUUUCUGAAACAUCCAGAACAGAGUAUAUACAUAUACUACAUGCAGUUAAGGUUUAACCAAUAUACAUGUUAGUUGUAACAUCUGUAUGCUAAACGCAACAUAUACUUCUUCACGAAAAAAACUGUUUCAAUGAACUACACAGCCCUAACUUACACGCUGUAGCCAUAAACAGUGAUAUUGAUAACCAAAAGGCAAAACAAUGCUCUUUACUCCAAAAUUCACCUGAACUGGUACAGAGCUCACUCAAACUCUUUUAUCACUUAUGUACGUAAAAUACAACAAACUAAAAGACAACUUACAUUUUCCGUGGAUGCACAUAUAAAAUUUGAACUGCAACUAAUGAACACAAACUGAACUGGACUACUGGACUACUGGACUACUGAACUGGACUACUGGACUACUGAACUGGACUACUCGACUACAGGACUACUGGAUUACUGGACUACUGGACUACUGAACUGGACUACUGGACUACUGGAUUACUGAACUGGACUACAGGUCUACUGGACUACUGAACUGGACUACUGGACUACAGGACUACUGAACUGGACUACUGGACUACAGGACUACUGGACUACUGAACUGGACUACAGGUCUACUGGACUAUUGGACUGCAGGACUACUGGACUACAGGACCACAGGACUAUUGGACUACAGGACUACUGGACUACAGGACUAUUGGACUACAGGACUACAGGACUACUGGACUACAGGACUACUGGACUACAGGACUACAAGACUACUGGACUACAGGACUACAGGACUAUUGGACUACAGGACUACUGGACUACUGGACUACAGGACUACAGGACUACUGGACUACAGGACUACUGGACUACAGGACUACAGGACUACAGGACUACUGGACUACAGGACUACUGGACUACAGGACUACAGGACUAUUGGACUACAGGACUAUUGGACUACAGGACUAUUGGACUACAGGACUACUGGACUACAGGACUACUGGACUAUUGGACUACAGGACUACUGGACUACAGGACUACUGGACUAUUGGACUACAGGACUACUGGACUACAGACACUGCUGAUGUAUACUUUACAGUGAAAAGUGCUCUUAGAUGAAAUGUAUUAUUAUUAUUAUUACUGCAUAUUAUUCUGUAAGUACUGUAUGAAACAGAAGGAAGCUCAGUCAGCUGAACUCUUCACUCACUUUUAAUCAUUUGUUUAAAUUUGACUGUUUUUUUUCUGCCUCUGACAUUUCAAUAAACCCUGUUUCAUCUGUA
Scophthalmus maximus (turbot) is the source of this 3597-nucleotide messenger RNA. It is a transcript of the gene cyp7b1, whose product is annotated as cytochrome P450 7B1. Gene Ontology annotation, molecular function: heme binding; oxidoreductase activity, acting on paired donors, with incorporation or reduction of molecular oxygen; iron ion binding. Gene Ontology annotation, biological process: cholesterol homeostasis; bile acid biosynthetic process. The record is from RefSeq and is a predicted model, not a curated record. The transcript has 6 exons. NCBI's taxonomy places the organism in Eukaryota, Metazoa, Chordata, Actinopteri, Pleuronectiformes, Scophthalmidae. Bases 505 to 2034 code for a protein of 509 amino acids.